This is a messenger RNA of Haplochromis burtoni (Burton's mouthbrooder), 8673 nucleotides long. Its product is annotated as UPF0606 protein KIAA1549. Lineage: Eukaryota; Metazoa; Chordata; Actinopteri; Cichliformes; Cichlidae. Bases 1498 to 6687 code for a protein of 1729 amino acids. The record is from RefSeq and is a predicted model, not a curated record. The transcript is spliced from 22 exons.
CUAGAAUUAAUUAAUUAAAAUGUCUGGGCAUGGCUUAUUGUGUAUUACAAUUAAAUCAACAUUUUAUGCACAAGUUUGAAAGAAACAUUUCAUGUCAUGCAAUAAAUACAAAAUUGGAAACCAACUUCCAGCCUGUAAAAAACAUAUAAAAGAGAUUUUUUUAUUUCUUGCCUUAUUUUAUUUCACAGUUGUAAAUGGUUCAGGCAGAGCCCAUUUUAUACCCUAUAAUAUGUAAGGUCAUCAUAAAUUUACACAUUUUUGAAUCUGCACACAAGCUACAGCUGUUAUAUCAAUGUGGUAGUAUAAUGUAGGUCUUAGUAUUCUCUGAAAACAAUGAAGUCUCACCUUUUAACCAUUUAAACUACUUUAUUUUGCUCAUUAGCUACACGCAUACAUUUUAUGGAGAUUAAAACACCAUAAUGCUACUACGUCACGUUGGGUUUUUCACGACAUUUUCAUCCACUGACCACAGCAAGAGUCAGAGAGAAAUAAGUAAAAAGAAACUGCUUUAACAUCGGCAGCAAUGGCUACACACAACACCAUCACCAGGUGGCGGUGUUCGCCAUGAUGUUCACUUAGAAACUUGCGCUGACGUGAUCAGGUAUGCUAAUCAUCUCCAUUUAUUUGCAACCACAAAACUCUGCAAUGGGCAACGUUUACACGCUGCACCACUGGGCCCCGUCUUUGCCAGAAGGAUAUUUAAUUUAUCUUUACAUAGAGCAUUAACUUGUUUUCAGAAACGUGUUAAAUAGCAACAGAAACAAACGAAUUAAUUGUUUGAUCCCACAUCCUUCAAAGUCUCACCACCAUAAAGAUAAGACUCAGGCUUGUAAAUGUAAUGUUAACUGAUCUGCAUAUAAUUACAUAUUAGGGUAAUAGAAUAUUUUUCGUUUGAACUCAGUAGCGGAAGAAGGUCAACUCUAUACAGCCAAUAAAAAUAUAAUAGCUAUACCUUGGGGUGAGUGCAUCAAUGCGUGAGGUUGCCGUGGAAGCCGCAGACGCCUCCUGACGAAGACCAACCUAAUAUUUAAAAGGCCACCGUGACAGAAAAGAGGCUGAACCAAUGGGAAUACGCCUUAGCAAAUUAGAAACUAAUCAGAUCUGUCAGAGGGCGGGGCUAUCCCAAUCCUCGGGACGAGAGAAGGUAACUGUUACCAAAAGAGUGUCAGAUGAAAGCCAGUCGCCAGUUCGUGCACACCACGUAUACACUGCAAAAACUUCAAAGGCACGCAGGUGGGCACGAGGACGUUAAUGACAAAGCUCCACACAGCAUUUCAUCCAAGGAUAUCCUCUCCUCACGCUCACAAAGGAACUGAUAGAGUUGGAGCUCCCUUUCUUGUUUUUCUCCACUACAAAGACAUGUGAUGGAAUAAGGGGCCUUAAAGUGAAGAAGAGCAAACUAAGGCGCUCGCAAAAACCUAACCUGCGAUUGUCUUUUUGGAGUGAAUCUUCUCUCCUUAACCGGAUGACAUGCCUUGACUCGACACCCACCGUACCAUGGCAGGUUUAGUCUCCACUGUGUGUUUGGUGGUGAUGCCCAAAGCUCUCAUGCACACCCACAGCCAACGUGCUGCGCUUCUGGUGGUAACGGUGUUGUUAAUAGUGAUCGCAGCUGACUUACCUGGGGCAGAUGAAUCUCCUUUGGACUCUACACAUGAUCCCAUGGGAUUUCUUGGAGAUAUCCAAAGUCCUACAUCAUCACCAUUAGCCUUACCUGACUCGCAUUAUACUGCCUUUGAGACUCUAGACUCACCUGGUGCCCUCCCAUCCAAUCCUGAACCAAGCCAUGAAGUUAGGACUGCUGAUAACAUUCAUAGGGGGCAUAUUGCAUAUGAAAACUCCAAAGUCAUCAUGUUAAGAGAUGCCUCUGCAGAAGAGCCACACACUCUGACGACUCCAACCGUAAGACCAUCUGUACCUGUGCGGGAGUCUAGUCCACAGUUUCAACGACCAGCUGAACUCUCCUUAGGCUGGAAGCUGGCGAGGUCAUCUCUCUCAGAAGCUCAAACAAAGUCCCAGCUACAGCCUUGGGAAAAUAUAUCCAUAACAUCAGUAAAGCCUUCUCCAACACCCCAGCUAGGUCUUAAUUCUGAGAAAAGGAUGACCUUCCAACCUGAAGGGCCUCUCGGGCCACCUAUUCAGACUUUCACAGACCUUUUAGCAGAGGACUCACAUAUGAAACCAAUGCAUGCAGACCAGCUGAGCUCCAGUAAUCCCCCACUGGAAAACAAACAUGCAUAUGAUAUAAACAUGCUACCCAACCCAGAUGAGAUUCAGUCUCCUGGCUACAAGGUGCCUUUCAUCACCCCCCACCCUGCAUCACCUUCAUCUGAACCCACAGAGCUCUCUCCAGAGGACUUCUACCCCACCAACACCAUGGAAGUAGACUGGGGGUCUGGGGACUACUUGGAGACGAUGUCUUUUUUCAAUGCAGAUAGAGAAGACUAUUCUCUGGUCACCAAGGUGCCCUCCGACUCAUAUGAUCUAGAAGACUAUACAGAAACUUAUGACACGUCCUUCCCUUCCAGAGUGGGCAUAUCUCCCUCAUCCCUGAAUCCUCUGUACGUUUCCCCUUCCCCCAGCCUCGUGACAGCGUACAGCACCGUAGUUUCUCCUAGAUCUAUUUAUCCUUCCUCAUUUUCAACAACAGUUCAGUUUUCCCUGGAACCUACUCCAACACCUAACAGUGACGUGCCUGACAUUUCAGACGUAGAUUGGUCAGAUACGUACACAAUUCAACCGACAGAUGUCCUUUUGCCAGACAUGAACAGCUUGGAAUAUUAUAACAAUCAGCUGACCAAGGAGAAUAACGGUUCAGAAAGCGGAGCUGAACACAGGGGGAACAUUACUGUGGUGUCCAUCAGUACUACAGACAGCACACCUAACAACAGCUUCAGCAAUGAUACAAAAGUGAUUGAAGAGGAGUCCUCCAGUGAUCUCUCGGGGCUUGAGCCUCAUGAUGAAACGAGCUUUGUAGUAACCACAGAGGAGAGUCCUCAGGUGGCCAAUGCCUCUCAGCCUUUUCUUGAUCCUUCCAUAGUCCCAACGCAUUCCCUCCACUCCUUUUCUUCUUCGGAUGGUCAGGUGUCCACCACAGAUUGGUCUGCACAUACAAACAACGUUGGCCUGGAUAGCACUCCAAUUACAGAAGCUGUGCAGCCAAGUACAACGCCUUUGCUGCCAGAAGAUUUAAAUUUUGCCUCCUCUCUUACGUAUGUUCAUUGGUAUGUUACAGAGUCUCCCCCAAAAAGUACUAUGGAUGCAACUGCUGUCUUAACUGCAACUAUAGACUUCUCCCCUGUUCCCACUGAGCCUGCUGCCAAUAGUACAGCCGGUACAACAGAAUUAGCUCCUGAAGAGUCUGCUUUUACCAAUGAUCCAACUCUCAAUGCAACUAUAGUUUCAACUGAAUCCACGCCUCAGAAUGUGACUCUGCCCCCUCCAUUUGUGAUGGGUGAUCAGGGGGUGACUGAAGAUGGAGUUGACACCCCAGCCACACUGACCUAUAUCCCAACCAGUAGUGUAGUUAAUAAAGUCUCUACUACACCCACAAGUACACCUGCCACAACUACUCCCCAUCAAGCCACAACCAGAGUUACUGCCACCUCUGAAGCCUCAACUAUUGUCAACAUCAUCUCUACCACUGUUGGUAAAAUCACAGCUAUAGCACCAACAUCAAGAUCGUACCUCUGCAACGUUAACAAACCCGCUUAUUUGAUCAGGAUCGGUUUUCCAGCCGGGGCCACUGUAGGAUAUGCUAAAUCUCAGGUCAGAGACAUUUUGAAAGGGGAAUUUAACAAAUCAGUGGAACUGCAAGUUGUGGAUCCACCACCAAAAUUUGUGUUUCGAGUGGUGUCUGGUCCGGUCGUGUACACAGGCAUGUCUGUCGUCAAUGCACUGAGGAGGUCGGGGCGCCGCUUCUUGUCUGUUUCUCCAAACUGGUCGACGCCAGAUAGAAAUUAUCAAGUCCACUCAGUGUUGCAGUUUGUUCCUGGCCACGUAGACGUGCGGUUCUGCAACUUCAGUGAGAGCAUCGAGAGAGGUUUGACCAGGGCCUUCGCCGAAGUCCGCAGGCGAUCAAAGGAGUCGACUAAUUUCACAGUGCAUAUUGUAAACAUCACCAUGGCUGCUCCCAUAUACGAGGAACAAGGACUAGCGAGGAAACCGGUGGACAUUACUUUCACUGUUCGCAGUUCAAGGAGUUAUCUGAUGGGGUCAGAGAUCAGCAGUGCUCUAAUGAAACUCACUAUGGUGGAAUUCAGCUAUUACAUGGGCUUUCCUGUGCUGCAGAUCGCUGAGCCUUUCCAUUAUCCAGAGCUGAACACCAGCCAACUGCUUCGCUCUUCCUGGGUUAGAACAGUACUCCUGGGUGUGCUGGACCAGAAAGUGGGUGAGAGGACCUUUCAAGCUAACAUGGAGCGCCGGUUGGCCCUGUUACUCGGUGAAGCAAUAGGAUCAGUCAGACGGGUUAAAAGGGCCACCACCAUAGGCAACAGUAGUGUUCAGGUUGUAAGCACAAGCCGGUUGGCGGGUACUGACCUCCCCCUCGAAAUAGUGUAUUUUGUGGAGGGGCCUAGUAGUCAGAGGAUGCCUGCAGAUCAGACUGCUAGCCUGCUUAACAGCCUGGAUGUCCAAAGAGCCGCUAUUGUCCUGGGAUAUCGUGUACAGGGCAUAUUGGCACAACCUGUCGAAAAAGUGACAUCUUCACCCUCUGACAAUGAGAACACAAACAUGUGGAUCAUCAUCGGGGUUGUGAUCCCCCUCCUCGUGGUCAUCGUCAUCAUUUCCAUCCUUUACUGGAAGUUGUGUCGGACAGACAAGCUGGAAUUCCAGCCAGACGCCAUGACCUCCAUCCAACAGAGACAAAAGCUGCAGGCUCCCACCGUUAAAGGCUUUGACUUUGCCAAGCUGCACCUUGGCCAGCAGAGCAAGGAUGAUGUCAUGGUGAUCCAGGAGCCUGUCCCGUCUGGCCUCGGGCCCGUCCAAGUAUCCAUUAAAGAUGGCCUCAGUCCAUCUGAGAACGGGGAGAUCCCCACUCCCAUUUCCAAAACGUCCGCUUCCUCCACAAAGGCGUCGCGCAGUGGUCGAAGGAGAGGAAGGAUCUCCUCAUCAGAUGGCGACUCUGUGUUAAGUGACCAUUCCAGUGAGCGGGAAUCAACCGAGGAGAACCUGAGAGCCCAGGCCACGCCCAGCGACAGCAAGCAGACCCGUAAGGUCCCCAUCAAUGUUUUAAACGGCAAGAAUAGAAUUGGUCCUCCUCCUAUGAACGAUACAAAUGAGCAGCUGUCUUCAGCCUCCAUCUUUGAACAUGUUGAUCGGAUAUCUCGUGGCACCGACGCAAGCAGGAGACUCCCCAAUAAAGUCCAGCUUAUCGCCAUGCAGCCUAUGCCUGUCCCACCACUCCACAGUCCGCCCGUCAAUGGAAAAUUGUCAGACACAAACCAAAUGACCAAAGAGAUCCAGGUAGCGUUGAGGCACAAGUCAGAAAUUGAGCAUCAUCGUAACAAGAUUCGUCUUCGCGCCAAGAGGAAGGGCCACUAUGACUUCCCAGCUAUGGAUGACAUAGGCGGUCUUGGCGAUGCAAAGGAUCCGGAUCGUAUUUAUCGCAAAGAACAGAUGCAAAUCGAUAAGAUCCUGGACCCGGAUGCUCAGAUGCCCUCCGUCUUCAUGGAACCCAAGAAAAGUGGUCGAGGCAGGCGCUCACCAAAGCAGAGGAUGAAAGACCAGAUGAAUGGAGGCAUGAUGGAAGCAGACAAAGACCACCUCAUCACUGAAGACACUGAUGCUGCUUACAGAAAGUGCCCCGGGGUCAACAAUGUGGCCUAUGUGUCGGACCCUGACCAAGGCCCAGGAUCCCCUCACAGGAGUCCUUCCCCCACAGAUGAUGUCUUCCCAGCCCCCACUUCCUCUCCUCCCGGCCAUGCCCCUCCCCCACCACCGUACAUGCCCCCACAGCCCUCCAUCGAGGAAGCACGGCAGCAGAUGCACUCCCUGUUGGACGACGCCUUCGCUCUUGUGUCACCCACUUCUCAGGGCAGCACUGCUGGGAUCACUCUCCCAGGGGUCAACAGCAACCCUCCUAACUCUAGCCCUCCAGGUCAUGGGCCGAGACCUUGGGGUCUUUCCUACCAAGCUUUCCCCAGCAGAUUCCCUGAGAUGUCCUCUGCUGCAGUGCAAGGCAUGGCAACAAGGCAGGGCCUUGGCUCGAGCUACCUGCCACCAGGAGAAGCAGCGGGGCACGGUGAGCAGCUCCAGCCAGACAGCCUGUACUCCAGCAGGGGCCUCUACGCUGAUGAACUGCCCUCAUCUGCCAGACCGCGUCCAGUGGGAGGAACCACAGGUGCCCAGCUCCAUCAUCUUGCACAAGUGGGUCUGUCCAGUCGGAUGAAUGGUUUCCCAGCAGGAGUCAGGGCUGCUCCGGGCCAGAAUGGAGGCUUAGGCUGGAACCACUAUCAUGAUGACAAUUUCUCCAGAGCAGAAGCUGAAAAAGAUGCAAUUCACCGGAGUGGUAUCAGGGAGCCCACGGCCCCCCCGACCCAUCUAGAUGGUGUGGGUUAUCUGACAGCCCCCCCACCUCUGGAUACUUCUCCUCCCACUCAUUCCUCUGCCUCCUUGAUCAAGGCCAUCCGGGAGGAGCUUCUGCGGCUCUCGCAGAAGCAGGCGGCUGUGCCCAGCUACCACAGCUGAAGUCCUGGCUUCUAGUGUCCUGCUCUAACCAGUCAUGUCACUGACCCUGCCUGCUUGCUUCACCUAAUCUGACAGUGCUUCCCAUGGAAGUCCAUUAAGCUGUACAGCAGAGAGAUAGUCCUGCUAAAGUAGAGAGGUUUGCUCCUGAGAAACUGCAUAACAGGAUGGCUGAUAGAGACUGAGAUCAGCUGCAGUAGAGUACAGCUGACCAGAGAUGACGUGAAACCGACGCGUGAACUCGACAUGCCCGUGUUUCUUUCCUGUUCUUUACCGUGGACCAGGGAGCGCUAAUGUCACGUACUGUGGACGUCGGACUUGAUUUUGCUGCAUUUCCUCAGACUCUGUGUCAUAGUUUCAACUUUAUGUCGCCUUCACAAACAGAAAUACAGUGUCAGACUGAAGUCACAAUGUCUUUUUACAUCACAUAACCUGAUGUAUUUCUUCUUUUUGAUGCAGACCCCUAACUUCCUUUCCACCAUCAGGUGCUUCCUGUCUUCUGCCAUGAUGAGCCAUGUUAUGCCUUGACACUGUGAUACAGUUCACGUGACCAUACCUGCUGUUAGAGCCUACAGUAAGACCAUAGUUCACAGCCAGCAACCCAGUUCAGACAGCAGGCAAAAAAAAGGGGCAUCCAUACACAGUAAUAACACUCAUUAAUGCUACCUAUUCUGUCCUUACUUACUACAGUAAAACAGUGUUCGACCUCUCGGCUUACAAUAUAUACUUUUUCAUGUUAAAGUGCUGUUUUGUUUUGUUUUUAAUUCGUGUUGAGAAGCUACUUGAUGGUUAAGCAAACAGGAGAAGAAAUCAGCCUUUAAGCAGAUCAAACCGUUUCUGAGCAAGUUUUAAAGAUGCAGGCACAGAUGUGGUACAAAUAGUAAAAGGUGACAUACUUGAUGAUUAUGGUCAAUAUUUAAUGUAUGUAUUCAUUAUGUGGUUAUUUGAUGCACUGUAUGCAGACGACUUGGUACGGCUCAGGUUUUUCAUUAAGAGAUUCCUUACGGACAAAUCCGUAAAAAGACACUUUAGAAGGUCACAUGGAAGAAGUGUAAAUUAGGGAAAGUCACAGACACCAGUGUUCUGUUUGAGCUCAUUUCUGUAUUGAAUACACAUGGAUGUCUUUUUCAUGCAGUAUUGGAAGUUUGAUUUGCCUUUUUGUUAGCACAGGAAGGGAAGACGUGUACUGUAUUUCAUUAAGAGUUUACUUCAACUACUCAUUUUUACAUGCUUUUUAAAUAGAUUUGGAUCAUUUAAUUGUGUUCACCUGGCUCUUAGUCAUCAUGCUGAUUAGAAGUCAUUCCAGGUCUUUUCCACAGGAUGUGGUGCGAUGUUUCGGAGGCCUAAAAUUUUAAUUCAUUCGAUUAAAAUAAAAGAGGAACUGUGGGGUUUUUAUAGCAGGACUUGAAGAUGUGUUUUUGCAGUUUGUGCCAGGAUCAUAUGGCAAAUUCGAAAUGUUCCCUGCACAAGCCUCGACUUCCAGGUGAUUUUACUGAUGUGGCCACGGUGUUCUUCUCAUGCCAUGUUUCGUUUCCAUGUGACGUGCCUUUUGGACUCACCUGAAUUGAUUAAGCACCAGACUGUCUACUAUUACGCUCCCAAUUCUAACACAGAAUUAUUUAAAAGCAUCAUUAUUCCAACAUGGCUGUUUGUCAGUGGAUGUAAGGGCAGUUGAACUGUAAACGAAUCGAUGGAACAUCAGGUAACAGUGACACUGUAGCUUUGUUGUCCAUUACAUGUUCAUGGUUUAUCCAUCUCACACUGUACGCCUCCAUCUGCUGGUCCUGUACUGUAACUACAUCCUUGUGUUCAUCCUCAGUUGCUUUUUGUUGUUGUUGUUUAUUUCCAGUCCUUUUCUACGUGUUCUUCUAUGUAAAAAUGAUCCGUUGGCUGGCCCAACUUUCCAUUUGCAUGUUUAAUUGUUGUAUUUCUUUGGCUUGGUUUUGAGCAUGCUAUUUCAGAAUUUGUGAAAUACAAAGUAAGCUGUAA